This is a messenger RNA of Pimephales promelas (fathead minnow), 2666 nucleotides long. It is a transcript of the gene mtnr1ba, whose product is annotated as melatonin receptor type 1Ba. Gene Ontology annotation, molecular function: melatonin receptor activity. Lineage: Eukaryota; Metazoa; Chordata; Actinopteri; Cypriniformes; Leuciscidae. Gene Ontology annotation, biological process: G protein-coupled receptor signaling pathway. Gene Ontology annotation, cellular component: plasma membrane. The record is from RefSeq and is a predicted model, not a curated record.
GUUUGAUGAAGAUUCUUUUAACGACACACACUGGUGUUAAAACCAGUCACAAUACUGCACUUAAUGGUUUCACAUUCCUGAGGCGGGAAUUCAUCCGAAACGGGAGCCUCGCGCAUCGGAUUCCGUCGUCACCGAGUGAAUUAAUAAAUAAAUAAAGUCUGACUGACUGGACAUACAGACGAGCUGAAGAGUAUCACGUUUGACAGCUUUUUGGAGGCGUCUCACCUCGAUUCAAUGCAAAUACGCCAAAGGAGAAGAGGAGGGAAAGGGGUCUCUCGGUUAUCAAUGGCAAACACCGGAGCGCACGCGACUGGAGCGAGAAGCUCGAGACCAUCUCGUGUGUCGCCGCGCUCUGGCCGCGAGUGAGUUUUAAAAGGCGCGCGGCGAGGAGGAGAGAGCGAGCACCGUGAAGUUGAAGAUAAUCGCCAGUCAAGACAAUAGACGGGUGGAAAAUUUGUUUCAUGUGGCACAUUAAUGAGAAAACAGCACCCGUCACCGCGAGUUUCCGAGAUUGCUGAGAACAUGGAAACGUGCAGCCUAAUUGUUGACGAAGCUGAAGAUGACUGAAGCUUCGUGAGAAAGAUAACGAGCGUGUUUUCGGUGAGAGAGGGUGAAGUUUAUUCGACAUGCCCGAGAAUGUCUCGCUCGUCAGGAACCGGACGGAAGUCGGGCAGGGUCGCGCUUGGGGUAGCGGAGCGGGCGCGCGGCCAGCAUGGGUCGUCAUGGUGCUGGCCGGUGUGCUGAUCUUCACGAGCGUGGUGGAUGUGCUCGGUAACGUGCUGGUGAUCAUCUCGGUCCUCAGAAAUAGAAAACUAAGAAACGCGGGUAAUGCGUUUGUAGUGAGUCUGGCUUUCGCCGACCUUCUGGUGGUUUGCUAUCCCUACCCUCUGGUCUUGCACGCCAUGCUGCACGCAGACUGGUUGCCGGGGGAAAUGGAGUGUAAGGUCAGCGGCUUCCUGAUGGGAGCGAGCGUCAUCGGCUCCAUCUUCAACAUCACCGCCAUCGCCAUCAACCGCUACUGUUUCAUCUGUCAGACAAACACCUACGAGAAAAUCUACGGGCGUGCCGGAACCCUAGCGCUGCUGGUGUUAGUCUGGGUACUCACCGCCCUUGCCAUUCUUCCAAACCUGGCGCUGGGGUCGUUGACGUACGACCCCCGCGUUUAUUCGUGCACCUUCAGUCAGACGACAAGCGCGGGAUACACCAUCGCCGUAGUGACCGUGCAUUUCCUGCUUCCUAUCGCGGUAGUUACGUUCUGUUAUCUGAGGAUUUGGGUGCUGGUGCUCCGUGUGAGGAGGCGAGUCACAACCGACGUCAGGCCACGCCUCCGGCCGAACGAAUUGCGCCACUUCUUGACCAUGUUCGUCGUCUUCGUGCUGUUUGCCGUCUGCUGGGCGCCGCUGAAUUUGAUUGGCCUGGCUGUGGCGAUGGACCCGCCCAAUGUUGCGCCCUUGGUCCCUGAUUGGCUGUUUGUGGUUAGUUAUUUCAUGGCGUACUUUAACUCCUGCCUGAACGCCGUAGUGUACGGGCUGCUCAAUCAGAACUUCCGCAGAGAAUACCGCAGAAUACUUCUGUCGCUUUGUAAGCCACGCCUCUUCCUGCAGGAGACAUCGAAGGGCGGGACUGAGCGCAGCAACAAACAUUCGCCUGGCAACAACAACAACGACGAUCAGCCCAAAGAGAACACAGUGUAAUUCACCCACAAUCCAACUGUUCACAAAUAGAUAUCAAAGAGAGAAUGCUGCAAAAAGGUUUUAAAUGGCACCCACAAAUGUUUUAAAAAUAACGUUUUUAUGUCUCACUUUAGAUACCACCAUCUGCAAAAAAAACUAUUGUUGAAUAACCAUAAAUUAAAAUAAUCCUCGGUGCAAUAAUUAAUUGGAUCUCACAUGUAUUACAAUCACGUUGAAUUCAUGCGUGCUAAAGAUUGAGAACAGUGCAAUAAGUCAUUAACAGACAAAAGGUGCAAUCAACCUGCGGGAUAUUUUUGUGCUCUUCAAACAUGCGUCCCUUGAAAAUAACUUAUUUUUCUCCCUGAAAGUAGGAUGCUGUUUUCUCCAACCGCCCAUAAACGCUCGCCAAACAGAGGACUCGCUCAGUUUCACAAGUGCUUCCCUAAUGAAAUAAUAGCAUUAAAGAAACGCUCCCCAGAUGCUCGCACAUUUGUGACCGUUCAGCACCUUGGCAUACGGUUUCCCAGUGGUCCAACAGCGUUAGCACUUGUGGCACUGUAAGUACACUAGAGCCUCCCCCUUGUGCUAUGCAACCAAUUAAUUUGAAACUCUGUGGAGAGAGUGUAAAACUAGGGCUCUCUUAGGUUUUCCAAACGUUCCCCUAAAACACUGAAGCAACAUUCUUGUAAAACUCCCCUAUUGCUAUGCAAAAUCAACACGAGCAACUCCCACUGUUGAAAUCUUCCCGUAACCUUCCCACAACUUUCCUCUUUUAAGUCUGUGGAUGCAGCCAUAUGGGAAUAUGCCAAAAUGCUGCAAGGACAUGUUCUUAUAUCUACACUUUUACACACUUCAGAGUGCCAGUUUUUUGUCUCAGUCAAGCCACAAUUCCGAAAUACCAGACAUUGAAGUGGCUUUGAUAUGAUCACUUAAUACUGAUUUAAUUAUUGAUGGUCAGUAAAGUCUAAAGAGUAGUUCAUUUAAAAAAAAAAA